UCCCCCUUCUCAUUCGAGAGAGAGCGAGAAAGGACUAUCUGAGUCCUGACUCCCUUUUUAUUUGAUGUCAGCCCCCUCCCAAGCCUCCUUGGCUUGGAUCUUGUGAUUUACUUUUUUUUUUCUUCUUCUUCCUUGCCUCUUCUUUGCUUCCAUCUGAUUACUCUUGGCAACAUGGCAGAACGGAUAGGAACGGAUAGGGGAAGAGAGUGACGUCUCGCGAGGCCCGUGUGCAUUAUCCGAUGUAAAUAAUGUAAAAGAUCGACUCUUCCCUUCGUCGAUAUCAACAGUACAUGUUCGAUCAAAGUUGAACUCCUAUCUCCUCAAGCAAGAUCCAAUCUACAUACAUACCUACAUACACAGUCCCGUAAUAAUUCACAAUGUUAUUCUCAACUCGCACUCUUUUCUCCGGGACCGCCGCGCUGCUGGCUCUCUGCAACGCAGCUAUGGCUUCUCCUGUAGUAGAAGCACCUAGCCCCACGGUCCCCGGACACUGUUCGACUACAAUUGACGACUUCGAACACACCACGGCUUGGGUCAAGACUCACGAAUGUUACACUUACACCAGGACUGUCCAGUCAUCUGCUUGCCCGACGUUGUCAUGCGCAUCCAAACCAACAGAUGCAGUCUGCCCGCUCUACAUCAAGGUCUCAAGCGUGACCGUGCCGUGCUCUACCGACUGCUGCCCGACGACGUCGACGUCGUAUGUAGCCAACGGCGCGUGCCCGACUUGCGACCCUUGCCCUAUUCCCACCGAGUGGAUCACUUACACGACUGGGUGUCCUGGCACGCCUACUAUUACGUCCGUGACCAUUGAGACCCCGCCGUGGAAUACUCCCGACACCGUUGAGAAUUAAUACGCGAGGAAGAUCUAAGGAAAAUGACAGGGACGAAAGGGGAAAAAAAAAAAAGGGAGACAUGUAAUCUGUAGCCACC
Molecule: messenger RNA, 933 nt
Organism: Daldinia caldariorum
Lineage: Eukaryota; Fungi; Ascomycota; Sordariomycetes; Xylariales; Hypoxylaceae
Exons: 4
Coding region: 378-854 (158 amino acids)
Source: RefSeq, a predicted model, not a curated record